AGCAGACAGGUUCAACCAAUGGACCUCACCUUUUGCUCUUACAGCACUUGCAUUAUAGAUAAACUUAAAUAACAAUGAAUAUCCUGUCAGUCAUCUGCCACUGCUUCAGUUCUCUCCGCUAAUGUAGUUGACAUCAUGCGCAGGGGCUUCCUGAUGACAAACGGCAGGUAGUGAGUGGCACACAGGUUAGGGCGGUUGUGAUUUGACAUCACAACACUAAUGGAUGUCGCAGCCCUGCCCACAUCAGGACCAGAGCAGCCAAUGACGGGAUGCAUUUAAACCCAGACGCCCGUGUGAGCGAGCCAAUGGGAGCGGAUCUGCUUUGUUUCCCUGCCUGCAUGACUCUGUUUAGUGCGCACAUGUGACCACAGAAGGCGCUUGCUGGUAUUUAAACAUCAUCGAUUGGGCUCAGAAGUGGACGGCUACCCCCCGAACAGAUAAGCAAACCAAAACCAAAAAAAAAAAAACCCUCAAUGGCUCCCUUUGACUCCCCGUGACGGACGCUUUGACCCCCUUUUUCUGACGCGCAUCAUCUUUUUUUAUAACAUUAACGGACUUAUGGUUAAGCUGCUGACGGAGGAGGCGUCGUGUUCUCUCUCCACGGAUGACACCUGUAGCUGAAUCUGGAUCUCAUUCUCAUAAAAGAAAAAAAAAAAAGGUGGGGGGGCAGGUUGGAUUGUUUCACAUCCAGUCACCAUCCGCACCCUGCAGGAGAGGUGCUCCGCGGCGCUGUUUGAUCUCUAGUGGGUGAAGCAAAGGUAGCCUAAAGCCAUUUAACGGACGCAUUAAUUUCUAAGCUGCUCUCUGUGUCUGCUUGCAGACAGGAAGGAGCAUGGAUAGACAGGAAUUUGCUCUAACUGGUGCGUUGAGGGGAUUUGUAGUGCUGGGGGUGUGCUCCUGUGGAAACUAAAGUAGGGACAGUGGGCUGAGGCACCGUCACUAACAGCUCGCCAUUUCUCUUCAAGCUUCUUUUUUGUUUAAUAUUUUAUAUUCUUUGGCGAGGAGAAUAUCAUUUUUUUUUCAUCAUGGGGAAAGAGGAGUGCAAAACAAUGCUGGACGCUUUGAACAAAGUGACCGCUUGCUACAGGCAUCUGGUCAUCGCCCUGGGAAGCACCUCGGACUCGCAGAACCUGCGAGAGGAGCUGAAGAGGACCCGCAAAAAGGCCCAGGAGCUGGCUGUGGCCAACAGGACUAAACUGACCUCUCUGCUCAAAGACAAGACCAUCACCAAAGAGGACCGAGCCGAGUACGAGCGCCUGUGGGUGCUGUUCUCCAGCAGCAUGGAGCUCCUGGAGGUGGACAUGAAAAGGUCCCUGGAGAUAGGGCAGGAUUUCCCCCUCAAGGUGCCGACGAGACACCUCAUCCAGACGGGGAUGACCGGCAGCACCACCACCGUGGCGGCCCGGGCCAUGAGCGUGCAGAACAUGAAGUACGAGGCGGACAGCAACAUCGACACAGCCGACCUCCGGGACCUGCAGUCCGAGAUCUCCCAGGUCACCCAGAUGAUGGAGGAGAUGGAGAUGAAGGUGCAGGUUGCGCCGUGGGCCGUGGAGGCGAAGCAGGAGGCGGGCGCGGAGCUCAAGUCCAACAUGAGCGUCGGGAAUUCCUCCGUGGGCGUCAUCUCCAUCUGCGAAGAGGAGCCCAAAGAAGAAGAAGGAGGAGGCGGCAGCAGGGAUCCUGGCUUCGCCUCCAUCUGCGCCGUGCUUGUGUUCUUUGUCAUAGUCACAGUCGCUGUGGUUCUGGGAUAUUUGGUCGUCAAUAUGUCCUGAACUGUCUGACCCACACAGCCCACCCUGACGGACACCCUGCGCGGACGCACACAGGAGCGUUACGCGUGGUUCACAGAGCCAGCAGCUCCACAUGAGAGAGAAAGAGCUUUUUUUUUUUUUCCUUUUUUUUUAAGUGGGCAUGAGGGGAGGGAAAUUUGCGGACACACAAAGUUAUUAAUCUUUUCUCGGAUUCGUGAAUGUUGGAGUUGAGGCACUAGAUAAAAUGUAGACCAAUGUAGGCCAGUGUGUGGAGAGAAUGGACGUCUGGCACAAUUUGAGGUUAAGUAUUUUGAAGGGCCAAGGGGUCGUGUUAUUUUUUUAAAAGGGGGGGGAGUCAUGAAAUUACGUGACAAUGUCUGGCCAUCAGGAUGAUACAAACAACACGUAAUCCAAGUGGAUUAGUGGAAAAGCUCAAGCGUAAAUGUAGCCUACUGUUAAGUAUUCCCCUUGAUGUUACUGCUGAUUGAUGCUUUCACUUUAUGAAUCGCAAUCCAGCAGUGUCAGAUGUAUGUGUUCGAGUGAGGAGGGGACCAUCUAGUCAGAGAAGUUUAGGGUUGUGUUGUGUGAAACUUGAUAGAGUCAGUGUUACAGUUAAGGUCCUCACAUCACACAGGUCGGAUGUGAUAAAAAUCUGCACUGUUCCACACUCCCGUUAGCACACUUUUAAUACAUUAUACAAAUCUGUACAGCCAGAUUGUAGUAGGCCUGCAUCUUGCAUUGAAUCACACUGUGCUUCAUGAGAGCCUUUGGACCUCAGAGACUGUUCACAGUCUUUUAACAAUGCACCCGUUCACUGUAAGCCUGUUCAUGUUCCUUUUCAAAGUUUUUCUUGCAAACAGUGUUGAAUGUAUAAGUCGCAACAUGUGCAUAGAGGGGGUUUGUGCAUACAGACGGCUGCGUCAGAUGAUGUACAUACAUAAGUAUAUUUAUUAUAAUAAAAUUUUUAAAAGCACACUUGAAGACGUGGUUGUAGUUUGCAGAAAUAGCUCCCAGGUGUUUUACGAGCAGUUAGUUGUUACAAGGAGCGAUGCAUGGAUUGAAUGUCACAUUUCUAUUAUGUGUGAGGCUUUUGAGUUAAAGCCAGUGGCUUUAGAUGAGCCCAGUUUGUAAUCACUGCAAAGCUUGACAUACAUACAUUAUAUGUACACAGAGGUAUUUUAAGCAGAGGAUUAUUAUCGUCCACGUAAGCACCUUGGUGUUAAAAUAGAGCACAGUUUAAAAUAAACAGGGGACUAGCACAGAUCCUUAAACUACCUAAUGGUUUUAGUUGUAAGAGUCUUUGAAGGUAUUCCUGGGAUGGUGAAUUGAAAGCUGAUGGCUGUUAGUGCCAAAGCCUUUAUAUGUGUGGGACAGUUGUCUUGGGCCACGCAUGAGCUCUUUACAAGAUUUCAUAAAGAACACUGUGAGGUCAGAAACCUUAAUCAGAUUCUAUCAAAGACCAAAGAUUGGCAGCAGAAUAUUUUAUAAUUUUGUGGAAGAACACAACGUUCCCGUCUUUGUUAGGGUUGAACUGCAAAGACAUAAUUUCAGUGGGCAGAUACGUUUUUCAGAUUCACUUUGUUUCACUUUAUUUCACUCCUACCCAGUUCCUUUCAUCUGAUGACAGUUUUGAGGAGGGUUAAUUUUCAAAAAGAUAUCUCAGAUUUUAUUUUCCUAAAUCAUGUUUGUUUGUUUUUGUUCAGGCCAGGAAAUAGCAAUCAAAGCGGUGUUGGUUUAUUCAUUUUAAGAAUGGCAUUCAUCUGUUUUUGCAAAUGAACUCUUCUUUUGUAACAUGUUAUUUUUUUUUUUUACAGUAAUCAGUUGAAGCUCAUACAUACAUAUACAACAUUAUGUGAAUUGUUUUAGUCAAACUUAUUGUGGAUGUUCAAAAUGUCUUUAUGACUUUUUUUCUUCCUCACAAUUUCAGGUAAAUAUGUUAGAGUGAGUUUUAAUGCUUUAGGCAGUAUAUCAAAAGGGUAUAAAGUGAAAUAUUAUUAAAGAGAAGUAUUUAAUUAUCAA
This is a messenger RNA of Dicentrarchus labrax (European seabass), 3767 nucleotides long. Its product is annotated as regulator of G-protein signaling 9-binding protein. The record is from RefSeq and is a predicted model, not a curated record. NCBI's taxonomy places the organism in Eukaryota, Metazoa, Chordata, Actinopteri, Moronidae. Gene Ontology annotation, cellular component: neuron projection; photoreceptor outer segment. Gene Ontology annotation, biological process: G protein-coupled receptor signaling pathway; detection of light stimulus involved in visual perception. The transcript has a single exon. The coding region runs from base 1026 to 1769 and encodes 247 amino acids.